Indicator indicator is the source of this 1716-nucleotide messenger RNA. RefSeq names its product lymphocyte cytosolic protein 2 (gene LCP2). The record is from RefSeq and is a predicted model, not a curated record. Gene Ontology annotation, molecular function: protein binding. Gene Ontology annotation, biological process: cell surface receptor protein tyrosine kinase signaling pathway; intracellular signal transduction. The coding region runs from base 1 to 1599 and encodes 532 amino acids. The transcript has 21 exons. Lineage: Eukaryota; Metazoa; Chordata; Aves; Piciformes; Indicatoridae.
AUGGAUUCACGAAACAUUCCCUACCGUUCUGAUGUGGUCACCUGGAACCCAGAGGACUUGGCAGGAUAUUUUAGGACGCUAAAGUAUAAGGACUGUGAGAAAGUCGUGAGGAAGCACAGCAUAAAUGGACAAAGGUUCUUGAACAUGUCUGAAAAUGAUAUUCAGAAAUUUCCCAAGCUCAGAGUGCCAAUUGUAAGUAAACUAAGUCAAGAAAUAAACCGAAAUGAAGGGAGGCUCUCUUUCUUGCCAAAAUGGGCCCAAAUACAAAAAUCUCCUGAAAAUCCAGGAUACAGUCAAGACGAUGAUGGCUGGUCUUCCUUUGAUGAAGAUGAUGACUAUGAAAGCCCUGAUGAUGACCAGGAACAGGAAGAUGAGGCUGACUAUGAAUCACCUACAGAAGAACCCGAGGAAGCAGAACAUGACAGUGAUGGCUAUGAGCCACCUCCUUCCAAUAAUGAUGAGGCACACCACAAUGUCAUAUUUCCUGCCAAGUCUCUUGCAAACAACACAGAUUAUAUAGACAGACCUCCAACAACUAGAUCAUCACAUCAGCCUCCAGUACCACCCCAGCGACCUGGCCCAUUCCCAGUACCAUCCUCAUUUGGGGGAAGAGCUGCUUCACUGCCAACUUUUCCUCCUCCACCAAGCAACAAUGAUUUAAGUAGAGACAGAAAUACCAAGCCCUUGAAACCUCCACCUCCUUCCAUAGACAGAAGUACAAAACCCCCACUGGAUCGUCCUGCUCCACCCUUUGACAGAGAAAGCCCCAUAUCAGGGCGGAAGCCAAGCCUUCCUGAAAAGCCUCUAACUUUGCAGUUAAGAUCCUUGGGGGAGCAACUAGCAAUGAUGCCAAAGCCUCCUGUCCCACCAAGUGACAGGUAUGAACGAGGCAAUCCACCUCCUCUGAGGAAGCAAACACCUGUAAAACAGGGUCGGCCACCACAUAAAAGAAAUGGAGAAGAAGAUGACACACCCCAAAGACCAGUGCCACAGCUGUCUUUGCCCCCAUACAGCUCCAAUACAUUCCCAUCCAAAUCUAUCAAGCCUCCACCUAAGCCAGGAUCCAACACUUUGCCUGGUGCAGAAAGUGCUAGAAACCUGUCUUCAAGUGGCUCACUACCACCACACUUACAUCUAGGCAACAACAGCAGAUCCCCUUCAAGAGGCACAGCUGACAUAAGACCUCUAUUGCCAAUUCCUCGCAGACAGACUGUUCACCAGACAAACACAGAGGAAGAUGAGACCUCACUGAGUGAUGAAUGGUAUGUUGCUGAUGUUAGCCGGCCAGAAGCAGAAGCAGCUCUUCGAAGAAUAAACAAGGAUGGAACAUUCUUGGUAAGAGACAGCUCAAGGAAAACAGCUACUCAUCCAUAUGUACUGAUGGUGCUAUACAGAGAUAAAGUGUACAACAUCCAGAUUCGCUACCAGGAGGAAGAUCACAUAUAUUUGUUAGGAACUGGCUUAAAAGGAAAAGAGGAUUUUUCUUCUGUAGCAGAUAUGAUUGAUUACUUCCAAAGAACACCUCUUCUUUUAAUUGACGGGAAAGACAGAGGUUCCAGAAACCAGUGUAUGUUAAAAUAUGCUGCAGGACAUAUUUAAUGAAACCUCAAUGAAGAUUCCAUAUAGAAUCAAAGACUACUGAAACUUAUAAACUUAAAGAUAUUUCCAUUUUCUGCAAACCAAAAUAAUGAAGUCAGUACAAACUCUUUCAAUUUU